AUGGGUUUGGCCAAGAGGGCAGUGCUGUUUUCGAUAAUGAUAAUGGUGGGUAUUUGUGGGUUAUCAAUGGCUGCUGUGUACAAUGUUGGGGACUCAGCUGGAUGGACAAUCUUGGGCGGUGGCCUUGAUUAUCAAGACUGGGCUGCUACCAAGAAGUUCUUUGUUGGUGAUAUCCUUGUUUUCGAGUACAACAACCAAUACCACGACGUGACGCAAGUGAAUGUCGAAGAUUUUAAGUCAUGCAACCCCGAGUCUCCCAUUACCAGAUAUGGGAAUGGUACCGACGCUGUCACCCUUGCAAGCCCUGGCGAGUACUAUUUCUUAUGUGGUUUUCCAGGCCACUGCCAAGCUGGUCAGAAGCUUCACAUAACUGUUAACUCGGCUGGCUCAGCAGCUUCUCCAAUUCCUCCAGCUAAUAAUGUUGCUCCUUCUCCCUAUACUACCAAGCUCAGCUCCCUGGCUAUGACCUUCGCCGUCAUCCUCCCCUCCUUUCUUCUGCUGGUUUAG
This is a messenger RNA of Durio zibethinus, 507 nucleotides long. Its product is annotated as mavicyanin-like. The record is from RefSeq and is a predicted model, not a curated record. Lineage: Eukaryota; Viridiplantae; Streptophyta; Magnoliopsida; Malvales; Malvaceae. Gene Ontology annotation, cellular component: plasma membrane. Gene Ontology annotation, molecular function: electron transfer activity.